This is a messenger RNA of Panonychus citri (citrus red mite), 3105 nucleotides long. Its product is annotated as vascular endothelial growth factor A-like. Gene Ontology annotation, molecular function: growth factor receptor binding; growth factor activity. Gene Ontology annotation, biological process: positive regulation of cell population proliferation; positive regulation of protein autophosphorylation. The transcript is spliced from 7 exons. The coding region runs from base 1853 to 2698 and encodes 281 amino acids. Lineage: Eukaryota; Metazoa; Arthropoda; Arachnida; Trombidiformes; Tetranychidae. Gene Ontology annotation, cellular component: membrane. The record is from RefSeq and is a predicted model, not a curated record.
ACGUUCAACGGACAAUCAAAAAGGUCAACAAUCAAUUUCCAAAUGAUUGAAUGUUAAUGGAAAAUUAAAUUGAUAAUAUUGAUCAGAAAUAAUAAUCUUCUAAAUGGUCAACAAUUAACAUAAGUAAAAAAAACAAAUUUUCUCCUAAAUCAUCACCAAUCAAGAGAGUAAAUCUAAAUAUCAAACUCACAAUUAGAUUGUUCUUAAUUUAAUUAUCUUAAUAACUAUUUAACUUUGACCCUCAUCCAGAUCAGGCACGUUUCCGUUAAUUUAUAAGUUACAAUUAACUUAAAUGUCACAAUCUAAUUUGAUUAAUUCAUUGAUUGUAAACCACGUAGCCAUUUCUAAUCCAAUUGUUAUACACCUUCAACAAUAAGAUUACAAUUAAAUGGAUACAAUAAGAAAAAUGAUAAAAUAUCACAACAAAUAACAAUCCAAUUACUAUUAUUACUUUUCCGAGUCAACUAAUAGUAAUUUAAUAUCGAUUGCAAUCAACUAUUUAAAGUAAAAAAAAAGUACGAAAGGUGAUCAAAUCAACUAUUAUAUGGUACAAGGAAUCAUAAUAAAUAUACACUUAAAAUAGAUUAGAUCAUCUAAUUGACCAAAGAAAAAAAGUUCUAAGUGUUAAUAAUGGACAAUACAAAUUCAUCGAACAUAGAGAAAGAAAAAAAGAGAAAAGUUCUAACAGAAAACAAUUACAAUUUAAAUCGAACCAAUUUUUUCUCCCUCUCUCUCUCUCUCUUUCUCUCUCACAUAAACAUUGCCCACCUUCCUCUGUCCUUGCAUUCAAUGGUCAGAAAGCCCACCGUCCACUUCCCACCCUCUUCGGCCGAUGAAAUAUAAAAAACAACAACAAACACAUUACCCGUUGAUUGAACUUUGUCCGUGCGUUUUGUUGUUUUUUUUGUUAUUCUUCAACUAAACUGUCCGACCUUCAAGUAAAUCCACUCAACUAGGACCACUUAAUAGUAACAAUUAAUUCUCAUUGUGAAUUGGAAUAACAAUCGAACCAGAUCACCUUAUAUAAGCUCCCGGUCUCUCUCUCUCUCUCUCGAAAUCCUCUCAAGCUUAACAGUCUUUUCAGUUCAAGUGACCAGACAACAUUGGAAAACCUUUGACCCUCCACUUCAACGAUCAUAACCUUAAAUUAUGUAACCUCUCAACUCUCAAUUAGUCUUCAAAUUUCACAAUCUAAUGAAAAAGUUUUCCUAUUCAUUCAUAUUAUUUUUGUUCUCUUUUACCAUUUUCGAAAUUCUUUUCUCAUCUGCAAGUUUCAAUUACUCAUACAUCAUUGAUGGUCAAUCCAAUCGGAUAUAAAUUUUACUCUCAUUAAUUGCUGUUAAUUUCAACUAUUUGGUCAGUUAUUUUCUCAUCAUUCAAUAUUAACUCUAUUCUUGUUUACAUUUGAUUCAGUAAAACAUGAUGUGUACUCUGAUUUCUUUAAUGUAUUGAUCAGCCUCUUCUUCAUUCAUAAACUUUUAAAUUGGUUUACCUACUUGUGUUUGUCUAAUUGACACAUCAUGUUUACUGUGUUAAUUAAUUGCUGUUAAUGAGAGAAGACAAUUUAACCCAUUGAAUGGCCUCUAAUAUGAAACAUGGUCACCAACAUUUUCUCAACAAUUUGUUUCUCCUUAAUUAUGUGUUAUUAUUGUGCUCCAAUGUUUGAUAAUCAUUUAAAAAGUAAUUCACCUUUAAUCAGUGACCACAGAUUAAAAAUUCAUCAUCUUUAACACAAUUUUCUAGUUAUUCAAAUUCUAAAUGUCAACAAUCAAAUAAAAGCCAAGAAAAUGAGAACUCAAUACCUGAAGAAGUGUUGAUAGGGUUGAGUCGAAUUAAAAGUUUCGACCAACUAAUGGACUAUUUACCAUUCGAAUCAACUAAUCAAAGUAAAAAUUUUCCAUUAUCAAAAUCCAGGAAUAAACGAAAGCCUCGAAACAUAAUGAAGAAAUCUAAAUCACAAUGGUUGGAUCAUUUUCCCGGAACUUGUUCACCAGAGAAUCAGACUAAAGUAAUCAAAGCUUCUCAAGGUAAAUCUGAAAUCUUUUUCCCUGGUUGCAUUAAAAUACCUCAAUGUUCAGGAUGUUGUCCAAGUGAUCGUUUAACCUGUCAACCGAUUAAUACAUCCAAUAUUUCAAUUGAGGUGAUGGUUCUUCGAUAUAUACCUCAUUCUCGUCAAUUUAAAUACGCUGGAAGGCAACGAUUUACUUUCGAGGGUCACAAUCAAUGUGAAUGUAAAUGUAUCCAAAAGGAAACCGAUUGUACGUUCGGUCAAUUGUACAAAAAGGAGGAAUGUCGAUGUGUUUGUCGCGAUCUAUCAAAUUUGUCCGAAUGUACCUCCAAUUCAGCCAAAUAUUGGGAUUCGUCGUCGUGCUCAUGUAAAUGUCUCCAUCAUCACAAAUGUUCAUCUGGAUUACAUUUCAACGAGAAAACUUGUAGUUGUGAUACUAAUUAUUACAAUGGUUCAAAGUUUUAUCAAUUUGGAUCAACUAAUAUUCAUAAUCAAUUGAUGGAUCAAGUUAACAGUUUGAAUAACAGUAAAAAAAACGCUCCAUCACCAACGACAACGCAAUUGGAUUCUUCUGAUGGUUUUAAUUUACUCUCUGGAAAUAAUCAAGAUGAAGAAUUUAAUGAAAUGGAUAAACUACAUCGAUCAUUGGGUUAUCAAGGAAUCAAUCCUUCUUCGUCAACUGUACCAUAAUCAUCUUAAUUAAAAGUAUAAAUGAUUCGUUUUUGGCAAGAAUAACAGUUAAAUUGGUAACAAAAGGCAUCUCUCAUAAGGAAAGACAAAUUAAUUCAAUCAGAUUAACAAUCUAUUCAAUUUAGUUUACACUAUUCAGCUUAUGGGAUAAGAUCAAUUGUUCACUGUGAUAUCUGUUUCAUGAUAAUUAUUCAAAUGGAUUACAAUUAGUUAGCAAACUGAUGGUAAUAAUUUACAUGGUGACGGAGCUUUUUCAGUCUCAUUCGCAUUCAAUGAGGAAAAUAUUGACAAAUUAUCAAUAAAAAAUGUCACAAAUUAUGAUCAAUUACUUGAAAUAGUUUGUUGAUUAGCUGAUCACUUGUUUUCCUGAUCUAAUUUGAUGUUAACAAAGUAAAGAUUGAGGACAC